AUGGAUUUCCGUGAGGUCUGGAUGAACAGCAACUCGAUCGGAUCCGAUGAGAAUCCGCACGCGGUGGCCGCAAAGACUUGUGCUCAAAAUUUGAAAACGGCCGAGGAUAAUUGCAUUGUGAGUAGUAGUGUUUCUAGAAAUAAUCGCCGUUUUCCAAUGUUCAAAAAUCGCUUUUUUCGAUAUCAGUUCAUCGAAACUAAAUUAUUUUUGACCAUCGAGAACACAUGAUAAUAUUAUUCGAAAUCAUCGCCAAACUCUAAUCCCUAAUCCGAUCAUACGCUCUUUUUUGUCUUCGCAAAGUUCAAAUAUUCAUUGCUGACUAAUCUCUGUUAUAGGCAAAACUGACAAACAAUGUCAAUCGUCUAGGCCUCAAAAAGCCUGGGCCGAAAUUUGCCUCUUUGAAAAUGUUCACGUUCCCGGUCCUUUUUAGCUCCGAAAUGGCUGAAAUUCCAAGUUUUUGACACAAAAAUCAUUUGCAGUACCUGUUGGCGUUAUCAAUAAUUCUGCUGACACUCAACGUGCUCGCCGUGCUCUUCUUCAACCGCAUCGAGCUUCUGAAGGCGUUCCGCGCGCGUUUCCAGCCGCUUCCGCACUCGGAAACCGCCUCGUCCGUUUUCACGGCGCCUUCGAUCACGACGCCUUCGACACCGAGCUAA
Molecule: messenger RNA, 656 nt
Organism: Caenorhabditis sp. 36 PRJEB53466
Lineage: Eukaryota; Metazoa; Nematoda; Chromadorea; Rhabditida; Rhabditidae
Source: the annotation of a GenBank genome assembly